Molecule: messenger RNA, 3232 nt
Organism: Megalops cyprinoides (Indo-Pacific tarpon)
Lineage: Eukaryota; Metazoa; Chordata; Actinopteri; Elopiformes; Megalopidae
Gene: nod2
Product: nucleotide-binding oligomerization domain containing 2
Exons: 11
Coding region: 105-3074 (989 amino acids)
Biological process (GO): defense response to bacterium; response to muramyl dipeptide; positive regulation of canonical NF-kappaB signal transduction
Cellular component (GO): cytosol
Molecular function (GO): protein binding
Source: RefSeq, a predicted model, not a curated record
CGAAUAGUCCAUCGCGUUCGGACAGUUCUGUAUUCACUCUCCUAUGACAGAUGAACCACCCAAAUUGAACUGUUGACGCGGAGGCAGGUGCUGGAGGAUGUGGGAUGAGUGCGCAGAGGCUGGUCUGCGGGCAGAGGGAAGAGCUGCUGCAGGCACUGUGCUGCGGUGGAGCCGCUGAGGGGCUGGAGAGCGUGCUGGACCUGCUGCUGGCCUGGGAUGUGCUGGUGUGGGAGGAAUACCUGGGCCUGCGCACACUCGGCCGACCAUUAUGCGCCUGCGUCAGGGAGCUGCUGGACUUGGCGUGCGUCAGGGGAGAGUCUGCGUGCGCUCUGCUGCUCGCUGCGAUCAGUCAGGUCCUCCCGGAGGCGCCAAAAGCAGGCCUCUCCUUUGGGGGUUAUGAGCAGGGACUCACCCCACCUCUGGUGGGUGCAGACCCCAAGUCUGCUGCCCAGGGCUUGAUGAGUGACAGGCCCAGCCUGGUGAGGAAGCUGAGGGGUGGCAUCGCCGCUGCGCUGAAGGCCCUGCUGGAGUCUGGCAGUUUCACAGCCUAUGACUGUGACGAGGUGCAGCUGUUGCUUUACACACCCUCACAGCAGGCUAGACGGCUGCUGGAUCUGGUGCAUUCCAAAGGGGAAGCUGCAGCCGAGGUUCUGUUACAGCACAUUCAGCAGAAAGAAGACUCCCCCACAUUACCUGACAAUGAGGAACAUCCUGCAGAGUGCCUGCUGUAUCAGAAGAAGCUCCGCAGCACAAUAUCUGCUCAGUCACACUUCCUCGGCACUUAUGGCGGCACGGGGACCCAGUCUUUGGAUGAAAUCUACACAGAGGCCCUUCUGGAGGUGGCCCAAGGCUCCGGCGAGGCCCAGCAGCCCCUCGGCCUGGAGGACAUUCUGGGGCAAGCGGGGACGCUGAACGAGGAGGCGGACACGGUGCUGGUGUCGGGCGAGGCCGGCAGCGGGAAGAGCACUCUGCUGCAGAGGCUGCACCUGCUGUGGGCCAGGGGGGCGGCGCUGCAGGACUUCCUCUUCCUCUUCCCGUUCAGCUGCCGCCGGCUGAGCACCGAGGAGCGGGAGCUCUCCCUCAGGGAGCUGCUCUUCCUGCACUGCUGCUGGCCCGACCGGGACCAGGACCUGCUCUUCCAGUUCAUCCUGGACCACCCGCACCGGGUCCUCUUCACCUUCGACGGCAUGGACGAGCUCAGGCUCUGCUUCUCGGACGAGCGGAGGCACUGCUGCCCCACCCAACCGGCUCUGGUUCCCACUCUGCUUUUCAACCUGCUGCAGGGGUCCCUCAUGAAGGGCGUGCGGAAGCUGGUGACCAGUCGGCCCGAGGCGGUGAGCCCCUCGCUGAAGAGGUACCUCCACAAAGAGGUCGCGCUGAAGGGCUUCUCAGCCGAUGGGAUUGACUGCUUUGUGAGGAAGCACCAUGGCGACCCCACCGUCGCUGCCUGCGUUCUGGAUUCCCUGCGUGCUAACACAGCGUUGUUUGGGCUCUGUCACAUCCCCGUCUUCUGCUGGAUCGUCUCUCAGUGCAGCAGGGAGCUGCUGGGCUGUGGCGACGGCAGACCACAGACCAUCACAGACAUCUACCUCAUGGUUCUGCAGCACUUCCUCCAGUGCCGUUCACCCCGUCGGCCAGCACCGAGCUUGUGCUGGGUGCAGGAUCAUGUGGGCACGUUGAUGCGUUUGGGCCAGCUUGCUCUGGACGGCUUGGAGUCCUCUUCCUAUGUGUUUUCCAGCAUUGAGUUGCAGAGGUGUGGUGUAACAGAGGAGGACAUCUGCACUGGGUUCUUAAUUCAGAGUCAUAACCUUUCCUCCCCAGAAAGAAAACAUUACGAGUUCUUGCAUGUCACUCUGCAGUGCUUUUUUGCCGCUGUCUUCAUAGUCUUGAGCAACACCAUUGACCAGUCAACCUUGGCAAAACUCUUUCGCCCUCAGCACAGACAAGACUCGAUUCUGACUAGAGUGUGUCUGGGGUCAUGCUUGUCUGCCAGCUCCAAGCAGGAGGGAGCACCUGAAGGGGGUGUAGAGGAAGCCGAAAGGCCCAACAUGAGGAUCACUGCCACUUUUGUGUCUGGGCUGUUGUCCCAGCGCCACCGCCAUUUGCUCCUGCAGGUCUGCCCCGCCCCCGCCAUGGACAGGAAGUGCCGGCAGGUGGUGAGGUGCCUGUCCAAGGGCAUGCAGAAGCACUUCAGGUCCAUCCCCCAGCCCGUGAAGGGCGAGAAGAAGAGCAUGCAUGCCAUGCCGGGCUUCAUCUGGCUCAUUAAGUGCAUCUAUGAGAUGCAGGAGAGCAGCAUUGCUAGGGACGCCGUAGCCAACCUGGAAGUGGAGCACCUGAAGCUGACCUACCUGAACAUCGGCCCGGUGGAGUGCACUGCCUUGGCCUACGUGCUCCAGCACCUGAGGAACCCCGUGGGGCUUCAGCUGGACUACAACUCAGUGGGUGAUGUUGGUGUGGAGCAGCUGCUGCCCUGCCUGGAAGUCUGUCACUCCAUAUAUCUCAGAAACAAUAACAUAACAGAUGAAGGCAUCUGUAAACUGAUUGAGAAGGGUGUCCAGUGUGAGAACUUUCAGAAGAUUGCACUCUUCAAUAACAAAUUAACUGAUGCCUGCACCAAGCACUUUGCUGAACUACUAAAAAAGAGGCCAGAUUUUCUCGCUUUAAGGCUGGGGAACAAUUAUAUCACAGCAGCAGGGGCGGAGCAUCUGGCUGAGGGGCUGAAGUCGUGCCAGUCGCUACAAUACCUGGGGCUGUGGGGGAACAAAGUAAGAGAUAGGGGGGCAGAGGCACUGGCCCUGGCUCUACAGAGCUGUUCCAGUCUGGUGUGGCUCAGCCUAGUCGACAAUGGGAUUGGCAGCACUGGAGCUCACGCCCUGGCAGAGCUCAUCAAGAACAGUAACACACUGGAGGAACUAUGGUUAACCAAGAACUGCAUUACCAGAGAAGGGGUGGAAUAUCUGCUGCAGGCACUGGAGAAAAACACCAGUGUGAAGUCAGUCUGGUUGAAAGGAAAUGACCUGAGCCCAGAGGAGGUAGAAGAAUUCACUCAGAGGGAGAAGCGGCUGAUCUUCUAAAGGUGGACGUGGGACUGAGGUCACACGAUUAUUCCGUUGGACUCAGCAGUGGUGGAGCUAUUAUAGAAUUAAUAGAUUGAAGCCCCUGCUUCCCUGUCCCAAGUCACUAUAAUUGGUCUGAGGUGGUGAGUCACUGAUAACUCCAUAGCUCCAUAGCU